AUGAAUAUAUCAGAACUGGUACAGUCGUAUCAGGAUCUGUCCGGGGAGCAGGCCAAUCACAUCAAUGAGUAUGUGGCACGGUCGCUGCUGCACGUGGUGCACACGCACAUAAUGAGCGUGACGCCAUCGCUGGUAUUGAUUCUCUGCUGCCGCAACCAGCACACCUGCAACUUCUACAACGAGAUGAUGAUCAUACUCUUCCGCAGCUGGGGCAUAGCUCCGCUCCAGAUUGUGAACGUGAUGCAGGGGAUACGAGGCCGGCAUAUUCCCGGUCGCCGACACUUCAAUCUGAUAUUCACGGACUCGUAUGCGGCCUUUGCGGAGAUCGAGGUGGAGGCAUAUUCCCGGGAUUACGCAUACAAUGAGCACUAUUACAUCUUUUUGCAGGCGCGGGAUCAUCUAAUGUUUGCCGAAAUGGGGCGCAUCUUCGAGCACUGCUGGCGCCACCAGCUCAUCAAUUGCAACGUUCAGGUGCAGCGGGCCAACGGGGACAUCCUGGUGUACACCUAUCAACCGUUUGGAGCACACAGCUGCGCCAAUAUGACGCCACAGCUGAUCAAUCGCUACAAUGGCAGCCACAUGCUGCAUCCACAGCUCUACCCCCGCAAACUGACCAACUUCUUUGGCUGUCCACUGCGCAUCGCACUCUGGCAUAUGCCUCCAUACUGCUUCCUCUCUGACUCUGAUCCUGCUCGCAUCACUGGCGGAAUCGAAGGGCGCCUCCUUCAGACGAUCAGCCAGCGACUCAACUUGAGCAUCCAAGUACGUAUCCCACCUCCGGGACGGUUGCCACUUCGCGAAAGAAUGCUGCAGAUGUUGCAUCGCGACGAAGCGGAUCUUACCGUGGGUGCCAUUCGGCCGACGGUGGCCUACAGCAAAUUGGCGACAUCGUCGCACAACUAUUAUCAGACAAGCAUUCGGUUUGCUGUUCUGCGCAGCCAUUAUGAGUUGAGCUCCCUGGACACUCUGCUCUAUCCAUAUCCAAGGAUCAUUUGGCUUGGCAUCUCGCUGGUCUUUGCACUCUCGCUGCUGCUGCUGUUGGCCAUGGACCGAGUGUUGGCAAGCGAUCCGGGCUCCCUCUGGCUGAAUGUGCAGCUAAUCUUCGUAGGCAUGCCAAUGGAGCAGAUUCCACGCUUUAGCUGCAAGCGGUUGUACUGCAUCAUGCUGAUGGUCUACACGCUGCUCAUACGCACCGCCUAUCAGGGAAUGUUGUACCAUUUAAUACGCACCCACCAGUUGAACCGACUGCCCCAGUCCAUUGAGGAGCUGGUGGCCGACAAUUACACAGUGAUCAUAUCAACCGGAAUGUACGAAGUGCUAGCCGAGAUUCCCACUAUGCGGCACAUGCGAUUUCACACAUUGGAAACGGAAACCACCCUGAUGCAACCCCUAAUUUAUAUAGCAGAGCAUCCUCGAGUCAAGCGACAGGUAGUCGCCAGUGUUGUGGAUAUAUUUCAUAUAUUCAAUCACAUGAGAAGCUAUAAUGCUCAUGUUAAUGAAGAGCGGAAUGCUAAUCAAUUCGAGAUAAUUUCCCAGGAUGUGAUUAACUUGCAGAUGAGCAUGUACCUGAGGAAGCACUCAUUCCUGGUCGAUGAGUUGAACGAGCAGAUCAUGUCGAUGCGUUCCGUGGGACUGCUGUCCGUUUGGACGCACUGGGAGCUGGACGCUAACAACGACUUUCCUUCGGAUCAAGUAUUCCAUUUUAAGAUGCUCGGCCUGCAGGAGCUCUACGUCCUGUUUGUGCUUGGUAUGCUGGGGAUGGCAGUCAGCACGAUCAUAUUUAUAUUGGAGCUGAUCUCGCAACGCUCGACGCGACUUCAACGUUGGUUCGUCAACUCCUAAGCGAUCCCAUUUCCAAAACGAAAACUUAUUUGAAUAUAAAUGCGCCAA
Drosophila grimshawi is the source of this 1890-nucleotide messenger RNA. RefSeq lists its product as uncharacterized. Bases 1 to 1842 code for a protein of 613 amino acids. The transcript has 2 exons. The record is from RefSeq and is a predicted model, not a curated record. NCBI's taxonomy places the organism in Eukaryota, Metazoa, Arthropoda, Insecta, Diptera, Drosophilidae.